AUCGGAUAUACAUCUGGGUUGCACCAAGUUCUUCGGCACAUCAAGGGUAGAGCUCACACCACAGGUAUUGAGAGCUUGCUUGGCGACACUCUUCGCCGUCAAUACUGCCAUCACCGUUAUCCAGCUCGGACUACACGGACAACAAGCGUCGUUUCGACAUGGCUUGCUCGGAUGGGGACUCUUUCACUAUCGAUUCUGAUGUCACGUACGAGGAUUCCUUAAGCUUCGACGGUUGCUACGAGGCGUCCGCGGACACCUUCAAUUCUGAAACCAUGUACUUUUUGGACGGGGAUGAGUUCAUCGGCUACCCGGGGAUUUACUCUAGUAAUAACUUCGAUGAUGACGGCGACGAACAUGGUACCUGGGUACUGGGAUACUAUACGACGGACGGCGAGUUCUUUCGCAGAUGCAAAGACGCUGACGAGGAAGAUUCGUCCACACUGCAUCCGGCAGAGGUCGUGCAGUGGGAUUGCAAGGAAUAUGGUGACACGGAUGAAGACGUGUAUUUAGAUAUCGACGCCGCGGUGACCAUUACCUGUGGCUGUGACUCUCCAACCCCCUCUCCAACUCCCGCCCCAACUCCCUUUCUGACUUCCUCUUCAACUCCUUCGCCUACAAGUCCGUCUCUAACCACUCCGAGUGCUCCCUCCUCGACUCCCUCUCCUAGUAGUCCCUCUCGGACUACUCCGAGUACUCCCUCUCCGGCUGCUCCCUCCCAGACUGCUCCCUCUCCGACGACUGGCUCUCCCGCCGUCGGCCUGACCGCACCCGCAAGCCCUUCACCUGAGUUGAUGACGGAAACGCCUUCCGGAGAAGGCGAGCAGUUGAUGUAGUACUUUUCGAACAUCAUUUGCUACUCCACCCGGGCAAGGUGACUUUGAUGCAUAGAAACUACAGCGUCGCUGGAGGUCAAAGCGACUGCCGCAACUUUGUCCACCACGGAUGUCUGGAUUUCAAUGCCCAUUCCUUUUUCUGGCCGUUCCACUUUGGUCCUUAACUACUGCUGCGCCAUCGCAGCAACUCCGGUUGGCGCCAUCGCUGGAGGUACUGUGGCGGGCGUACUGGUGGUUGGUGCCGUCAUCCUGUUUGUCCUUUUCAAGACUGGUUGCUUGAAGUGCCGCGGAAGCUCGCGAAAGGGUCCCGUUGAUGACGUUGCUCCGGCACCUAUAAGCGGCGCAGUGAUGAUCGUGGGGACGCGAGUUGAGGCUACUGCGGCCCCCGUCGCGCAUCAGUACCCUGCUACCUAUCAGUACCCGCAGGCGCUAUGAGUCCGAGUGGCAAAUCGUGAGGCACGAGGAGUACUCUACUCUCCUCAUUCGCUGACAAAGGGAGCAUUUUCUCCGCAGUUGGAGGCCUCUGCAGAGCACCGUCGUUAGUGGUGCCAAUAGGGCAAUUUACUGUCGAAGCACGCUAUUCCUAGCAGCAAAAAAGACUCCUUCGUGCUGUGAUCGAGGAUUUGGGUGGCAAAAGGGGGUUGAGUUUACUCAGUUGGCAUUUCCGUUUGAAGUGGGUGUUGGCUUCGAGUCUUUACUCGAUUUCGUUGGGUGGAUGUGGUUAUUGUUCAUUUGCGACAGUCAAAGGUCUAGAGUUUAUACCGCCCUCUAGGGCAGUGUACCUACAUAUCCCGGACAGCCCAAGUUCUAGACUACACAUUCCGGGUCACACGCUGGGGCCGUGCUGUGCUGGUCUUUGACAUAUGCUGGAGAUGAUGAGUCGCGAGCUUGUGUGAAACUCUACAUGUGCUUGCCAGCCCCCUCGCCGCGAAGUAGCCCAGUAGUGUGUGGUCACGAGGUUCCACACAGAAGGGAAUGUGUCGCACCAAUUUAGCGUGUGCUACAGCUUGCACACGAAGACGUUCG
This is a messenger RNA of Ectocarpus sp. CCAP 1310/34, 1859 nucleotides long. Lineage: Eukaryota; Phaeophyceae; Ectocarpales; Ectocarpaceae. The record is from the annotation of a GenBank genome assembly.